AUGGCUGAUAUCCUCAGCUCGUGUGCAUUCUGGGAGCUUGCCCACCGUCGAGACGUCAUGCAUCAUGCAGCAACUCUAGGCCUGUGUCGACGAGGCCAUGGCCAACCACAAACUGCGCGUCGUUUCUGAGGCGGACAUCUUCAAAAGAGCGAAGGCUGGAACGUUCUAUCAAAGAGCGUAUGUAUGUAUGCUCGCUCUGAUUCCAUGGACGCAACGUUGAUCUCGCUAACAGCCCUCCACCUGUAUGUCGCCGCGCCGUCGUUGCUCGAGCGCGUCAUACUCUCGUCGUCUUCGUCGUCGCGGUCGCAUCCGCCUCAGCCGGUGAAACCUAGCUCGAAAACACAUUCGCCGCUGGGCUCGCAGAACGCGUCGCCUGUAUGCGCAACGUUGCCACUCCUGUAUACCGCACACCACAGGGGGCUUAACACGAUGAGCCACGCGCUUCCGACGAGCACGGUCGUCACGACGUCUUCCGAGUCGCGGGAUUCUUCGAAGACAACCGCCCAGGACCACCGCUUGGCCUGACUAGCCAACUUGGACACGCCAUUCAGCUCUGUUGGUGACAGCAACAGCGAUCUUCACCAUUCUGCACAGCUGACUCCACCUCCUCGUUCUCACUGGGCUCCCAACCGUCCUUGUGCUCAGCUACGCUCAUCUAGUCCGGAUUGUCCAUCACGAGAUAUGUCUCCCUCUAUUCGCCGUGUCCGUUGACGUCCUCUAUUAUUGCAAGUCAUCAGCUGGCGAUGCUUGAGAUCCAUUGGGCGAACAUGAGGAUAUGAAACGAUAUUUGUCACUAGAGUGUCGCGUCAAUAUGAGAACGCGCCUCUAUGCGUAAGCGGCCUUAGGGAUUAGACUAGUUCUACUGUUAUAGUCAAUAGUCAUUAGCA
Phanerochaete carnosa HHB-10118-sp is the source of this 887-nucleotide messenger RNA. RefSeq lists its product as uncharacterized. The record is from RefSeq and is a predicted model, not a curated record. The transcript has a single exon. Lineage: Eukaryota; Fungi; Basidiomycota; Agaricomycetes; Polyporales; Phanerochaetaceae. Bases 205 to 525 code for a protein of 106 amino acids.